AUGCGCCAGCGUGUCGACACCGUGCUUUCGCUCCUCCCUUUGAAUCUUCUCCACGUAAGCGAGCAUCCCGCGCUCGGCAAAGUCCUUGGCGAAAGUGUCGACUAUGAGGGCGUCCGCGUGGAAACCCGCGAGCGUGAUGAACUGCCAGCAAUAACCGAGCUUGGCGAUUUUCGGAAUGAAGUCCAUCAUUUGCUGAUCUGUCAUUCCGGAAGCAUCCCAGUUGAAGGAAGGGGAGAGAUUGUAGGCGAGCAUUAUGUCCGGGUAGGCCGAUUUCACGCCGCGCGCGAACUCGGUGCACUCGGCGAGGUCCGGGCUCGAAGUCUCCAUCCAGAUGAGGUCCGCGGGAAUUUCGUACCUGUAGAAACCUUCUCUGGUCCUGGGCAAGUCCCAAUCCCAGAACAAAUCCCGCACUCCGAGCCUCUCCGCAAUCUCCCGAGCCUUCUCGUUCGGGACACACUUAUCCCAGCUCGUCUCCCUCGCCCACUCCUCCUCUCUCCUCCGCCUCUCCUCCGCCCCAACCCCACCCAUCCCUCUUAUCUUCUCCACCACGCACUCCGAAAAAGUCUUCAGCCCCGCCGCCGCCAUCCACCUGUCCUCCACCGCCUGCAGCUCCGCCCCGCCUUUCCCCGCCGCCACCGCCUCCUCCAUCACCGCCGCCAGCGGCCGGCACCGGUUCGUAGCCCCCAAUAUAAACUGGUGGUCCCGUCCGUCGAUGUUAGUCUGGAUGAGAUUGGCCGCCACCGCGUCCGUCCUUGCCACGAGCACCGUCUCGACCCCCAUCACAUCGAACUGCAGCCGGGCGGCCACGAGGCGGUUCGCGUGCUCUCCGGCGGAGACGAGCACUUUUCCGGCCAUGUGGCCGCACUUCUUGGCGGCGGAGGACUGGUCCUCGAUGUGGACGCCGGCGGCGCCGCGCUCAACGAAGAGCUUGCAGAGCUUGACGGUGGCGGUGGCGCCGCCGAAGCCGGUGUCUCCGUCGGCGAUGAUGGGGCGGAGGUAGUCGGUGGGUGGGCCGGCGCGGGAGCGGUCGGGGCGGGGGAGGGACAUUCGGGCCUCGCGCUGCUUGCGGUCGUGGUAGAGCUGGGCGAAGAAGAGGUGCUCGACUUUGUUGGGAACGGUGUCGUAUGGGUAAUCGGCGAGAUCUGGGCCGGGCUCGUUGGUGGAGGUGUGGGUGGAGGAGCACUGCCAGCCGGAGACGUAGAUUGUGUCCAGUCACCUGGACUGGAUCGAGUGAUCCGAACGUCCGGGAGGCGGUGCCCCGAGCCUGAUGGGUCUUUAGGCUCUGCCGGAGAGUUCCCCGGAGGGCCACCACAUCCCUGGCGGAGUAAGGGCGGCGGGUUAGCCGGAAUCGCUCGGAGUUCCACCACGCCUGCACCUCGGCCACCUCAGCUUCGAAUCGACUUUCUUCCUCCAUUAUCUGUAUGGACUGAGAAAGAUGAUGCAGGAGCCAUGGGGAGAGGUUGGGGAUAA
Striga asiatica is the source of this 1470-nucleotide messenger RNA. The record is from the annotation of a GenBank genome assembly. NCBI's taxonomy places the organism in Eukaryota, Viridiplantae, Streptophyta, Magnoliopsida, Lamiales, Orobanchaceae.